Messenger RNA from Rhipicephalus sanguineus (brown dog tick), 1264 nucleotides. RefSeq names its product lysosomal aspartic protease. The transcript has 8 exons. Gene Ontology annotation, molecular function: aspartic-type endopeptidase activity. Gene Ontology annotation, cellular component: lysosome. Gene Ontology annotation, biological process: proteolysis; cell death. Lineage: Eukaryota; Metazoa; Arthropoda; Arachnida; Ixodida; Ixodidae. The coding region runs from base 72 to 1256 and encodes 394 amino acids. The record is from RefSeq and is a predicted model, not a curated record.
CUCCUUGAAGAGUCGACCCGGUGCGUGUUCGUGUUGCUUACGGGUCGAGAGUUUCACCCUGCUCUUUCGAGAUGGACAAAUCAAAGCCGGCGACAAUAAUUUUGGCGCUUACUCUUUCGGUGUCGACGUUCGCCCAGCUCAGGGUGCCCCUUCGACGAAUGAGGUCUGUACGGGAAACUUAUGAAGGUUUCGACAUACCGUCCACUCCGCUUGAGUACUGCGCAGUGGGAAAUGAAAUGUUUGCGAAACUAUUGAAGAACUAUAUGGAUGCGCAAUACUACGGCGACCUCUCGAUUGGAACACCGCCGCAGUACUUUCGCAUCCUCUUCGACACUGGCUCCUCGGACCUGUGGGUUCCGUCCGUCAAGUGCAGCGAGAACGACCGCAUCUGCGGCCUUCACCAGCUCUACAACCCUGCGAAGUCAUGCACGUACGAACGCAAUGGCACGCGCGUGGGACUCGUCUACGGAAGCGGACCCGUACAUGGCGAGGUCGCCGUUGACGUCGUCACCAUCGGCAAUCACUCCGUGAAGAGUCAGGCAUUCGUCCAGUCCGACAACAGGCGUGGCACGGCAUUCGCCUACGCCAAGUUUGACGGCAUCCUGGGCUUGGCCUAUCCGGAGAAGUCAGUGCUGGGGGCCACUCCAGUCUUCGACAACAUGAUUCAGCAGGGAAUCGUUCGUGACGCCGUGUUCUCGGUGUUCCUCAAACGUGGAGCCGGCGCUCUGGGGAUCCUGACGGGAAUCGACGGUGGCGAGAUCUACUUCGGAGGAGUUGACGAAGCCCGCUACUUAGGCGAGCUCUUCUACGUGCCCGUCUCGAAGAAGGGCUACUGGCAGCUGGCUGUCGACAGUGUUAAGUUCGGCGUCCACGAUUUCUGCUCGCGAGGCUGUCAAGCCAUCGUCGAUACCAGCAGUUCGACAAUCACAGGGCCUUCGGAUGACGUCGACCGUAUCAUCAGCUUGCUCGGCGCCACGCCCUUUUCUUCGCGAUUGAAUCAAGUAGACUGCUUGUUGGUAAACGAUCUCCCAAUUCUUACCUUCAUAAUAGGAGGCAGGUCGUUGGAAGUGCGACCGGAAGACUACAUUGUUAAGCUGAAGCAAGGCUAUACGACGUCGUGCGUGGUCUUCAUCAAAUCCAACGACUUCGGCUCGAGCUACGGAUCACUCUGGAACCUCGGCGACCCGUUCAUCGGCCGCUACUUCACUGUUUUUGACCGCGGCAACGAUCGCCUGGGCUUCGCGGAGGCGCGCUGAGCGGCGUU